UCGUAUUUAUAAUCACAACAUAACUCAGCUGAAAGUAUUCUUUCUUCAAAUUUUGACAGCUUCAUGUUAUAUACACCUAAGGCUAACGAAUUAUAACAAUUUGUUUUUAUACAUUUUUAACAGUGAAUAUACAAUAACAACAAUUUAUAUCAAUAAAUAAAAUGACUGUGGAAAUGAAGAAAUUUUUAUAUCAAUUAUUAAAUAGUGUUGAAGGAUUGCAUAGCAUAUUAAUAACAGAUAGAGAUGGGGUUCCAGUCAUAUCAGUAUCAAGUGAUAAAGCACCUGAAUUAGCAACAAAAGCUAGUUUUCUUUCCACCUUUGGAAUGGCAACGGACCAGGGUAGUAAACUGGGUCUUGGAAAGAAUAAAACAAUAAUAUGCAUGUAUAGUAGUUUUCAGGUCAUACAAAUGAACAAAUUACCUUUGGUAGUCAGUUUUAUAGCAUCUAGAACUUCAAACACAGGUCAUAUUUUAUUGCUCGAAGAUAAAAUUGACCCAAUUUUGACUAGCUUAAAGAGUGCAGUGGUGGAAGCCUGAUGGUUACCUAUUGUUCAUUAUGGGUGAUAAUUAAUAAACCAUAAUUGAUGAAAUUUUUUAUCAAAAGCACAAUUGUGAUGAAAAUUUAAAUAAUUAAUGAUUGGCAGGAUGACCAAAUAAAUGUCAUUCUAAAUAUUUGAGAAUAGAAUGAAUUCAAUUACAAAUUUAUUCAAUUAAUUCUAUAAAGAGUUCUCCGAUAUUAAAUAUGUCAUUAACUAAAAAUAUACGACGAUUUAUAGUACUUUUUUAUUAGGUUCAUAAAACAAAUUUAAUAAAUUGGUUGUUGUAUUAAUAUAUUUAAUCAAUUGCAUCUAAUUAUCAAGUUCUACUAAAGGAAACUCAAUCAAAUCGGAAAUAAUAUAGUCACUAAAUGAUUUAUUA
Messenger RNA from Chelonus insularis, 917 nucleotides. RefSeq names its product Late endosomal/lysosomal adaptor, MAPK and MTOR activator 3 (gene Lamtor3). Gene Ontology annotation, cellular component: Ragulator complex. Lineage: Eukaryota; Metazoa; Arthropoda; Insecta; Hymenoptera; Braconidae. The transcript has 3 exons. The coding region runs from base 162 to 536 and encodes 124 amino acids. Gene Ontology annotation, biological process: positive regulation of TOR signaling; cellular response to amino acid stimulus. The record is from RefSeq and is a predicted model, not a curated record.